UCCGUCGUAGUCGGAUUGUGUCGUUCUGCCGCGCUGUCUCUCUCUCUUUCUCUCUUUCUCCUUCUCUUUUUCUCUCAUUCCCUCCCGUGGGCACGCGCGCGCGCGCCACUGUGUGUAUGUGUGUCCCUCGUUCUCCCUCUGUGUCCCCCUUUUCCCCCGCAACGACAACGAGUUCCGCCCAGUGAAAAAGAGUCGAGCUUUCCUGCAAACAAGACGCGUCCUCGACGGCAGUUGUUUGUUUUCUGGUUUCGUGGUGUCGCGGUGACACAAACAGCGAAGUCGAAGAAGCGAGGGACCGCGCGUGCGGAGGAGAGGAGAGACAACGAGCCGCGUGUACCGUGCCACCCGUGUGGGUCUCGACGUUGUCGUUGUCGUCGUCAUCGUUGUUGGUGCGAAGAGUUUCAGUCAACGGAAGGAGAAGUAGGUUAGCACACGGUGCCUUUCGCGUCCGCGGUAAAAUAUACCUGGUUCUCCGACUACUUCUCUCUAUACCUUUUACACGAAGCCGCGUAGUGUGUACCAUCCUGAUGUGGUGACGUUUAACCAACGCGCACUUCUUUUACGUAACGAAAGCGCGUUAGAACGUGCGCGUGCGCUCUAUACGUAAUCCGUCUUCGGUUUCUGUCCUUCUCGUUUGUCGGUUGCAAGCGAGAAUCUUCGAUCAUCGGUAGUCGCGUUCUCGUGUGUGCUCGUGUUCCAUCGGAUCGGCCGAUCGGUCAUUUUCGUCUCGUUAGCAGUGCCUCUGUGUGAAUUUCGUGCCGCAUUGCUUUCCCGUCUUUCAUGUGCGAUACACCGAUUUCGGAGUGUGAUUUCGCGCGAUUUUCGCGCUUUCGACGCAGUUUGUUUCGAUAAUACCAAACGACUCGAUUCGAUACGAUUCGAUUCGUUGCGAGAGUCGAUUUCUUUCCACUUAACCAAGUUCACGGGGCAAAACGCGCGCCUGUUCCGCGAACACGUCAGUUCUUUUUCAACUAUCUUAGCAGUGUGAUCGAAAAUAACGUUCGUGCUUUUACAGUAAGGAGUUUUCUUCGUUCGGAUACGUAACCAGCCGAUUAUACACGUACGCACAAACAUUGGAAACCGGUGCUAUUCAACCAGCAAUUUCUGCAUCGAGUACUCUUCAUUGAUUCAAUUUCGUAUUGUUUUGUGGUGUUUCGUGAGGUGUGUUUGUUCAAACCUCCAAGUGGUGCGACUGUUUUUUAAGUGUGAUUUAAAUCAGUGAUUUGAAAGAAAAGCCGAUUAUUUGGCAAAUAAAAGAAAAGCAUAAAGUGAAAGUUUUAUCAGUGCAGUAUUACGCUAUUCUUUGUGGAUUAUUGGAUAUACUAUACACUACUCUGCGACUUGCCGACGGAGCGCAACAUUGCGACUCACAAUUUAUGUAAGUGUUUCAUCAUUGAAGAUUAAUGGGACUGGCAUCGGGCAAAUUAAUUUGAUGCAGAGACAAAGCCGGGGUAGCUCGGAGGUGGAGGUUGCGCUUAUGCGCCCUGUAAGCACGGCUGGCUAAUAGCACCACGGCCCAUCCCCGACACCCUACAAGCCACACCAGAUCAGCAGUCGGCGUGACAUGGAUGUGAGCUUCACGAACGUAUUAGAGGGGGCUCGCCAGUACUUCCAGGGACUGCCGGUACCGAGUACAGGUAGUGCGACCGCGUCAGCGGAUCACGGUCUCGCGACAUCAACGAGCUCCGCCUCGUCCGUAUCGUCGUCGCACGACCAUGGCACCUCCUCGUCCGUGGCUCCUCCGUCCCCGGCACCACCCGCACCGCCACCACCACCGCCACUAUCGCUACCGUCGCAAUCGGCUUCGAGCGGCAACGCCAACGAUCAAGAAACGAACCGAUAUCUCGGCGAUGUCAGGCCGUCGUCCGUGGACAACGCGGCGACGAGCAGCAGCUUCUGGAGCCCAUCCGUCGAACCUUAUCCACCCCAGCCGACCAGGGUCGAAGUUCCGGACACGAGGCCAGGCGACGAGGGAUCUCCCAUGGAGGCGAGCUCGUCGUCCUCGAGCAUCAUCACCCUGACGGAGAUGCAACCGGUAUCGGCCUCCAAUCGUUCCUCCUCCGCGUCGAACUUCUCUCAGAAACAGCCAACAACCUCCUCGUCGUCCAACAACGAUCCUCUUCAACACCAUCAUCACCAGCAUCACCAUCAACAGCAACCAACGACCGCGGCCGCGCCGACCUCGCCCCAUCUGCAUCAAAUGCAACCGCCGCAGCAGCCCAAUUCCCCGGGCCCCGUCUACCAACAAUUGAACCCCGUCUCCAGAACCUCGUACUCGACCGCGGAGAUAUUCGCCUCGACGCACCAACCGACUUAUCAAACUGCCAACGAUCGACAAUCGCAGCCGAGCGCGCCGGUCGUAGCACAGAGAACCCAAUAUUACCCCCGCUACCACCAUCCGGACAUAACCAAGAGCGCCCCGGUUCCGUUCACCCAGAGCUCCAUCUACCAAUCGUCCACGGUCGCAGCGGCGUCCACGUCGACGGGGAACGUGCAACCGGCCACGAGGCCGACGCCUGUCGAGCAGAGCAACCUCGCGCCCACGCAAGGCCAAGGGCAGGAGCAGAGGGUGCCGCCUAGUUCGUACACCGGCAACAUCCCGGCGUCGAGUAGCUCGAUUUACGGCUCGUCCUCGGGGACGCACAACUAUCGCGCGGCGACGCAGCAUCAGCAGAACCGAUUGACGAACCCGUCGUCGUCGUCCACGUCGUCGACGUCCUCGUCGUCCUCGUCGAGCAGCCAAGCGAUGGACAACAACAGGCCCUCGCAUCAGGAAAGAUCGCAUAGCUCGCGCGUCUCCUCGUCUCCGUCCUGCUCGUCGGUGAACCCGUGCAGUCCCCGCCACACGGCCAAUCCCUCGAGUCACAUUCCUUCGUCUUCGUCGUCGUCCGCGUCGUCGCUCUCUUCGUCCACGUCGUCGUCGCCCUACCAGAACCUCCCGGCGCACAUUCCUUCGUCUCACUUGCCAUCCGCCGGGACCAUGAUACCUCCUCCUCACCACCAGCACGCCCAACAGCAACAACAAUCGCAACAACAGCACCAGCAGCAACAGCUUUCUAGUCGAAUAAACGCGUCCCCUCAUUCGAUGGCGUCCAGCUCGUACGCGGGCCGAAUGAUCGUGCACGGGACGUCCGCACCCUCCUCCUCCUCCACCCCCUCCUUCUCCUCCUCCUCCUCCUCCACGAGUUCGAACCAAAUGCCACCACCACCGGCGGCACUAGGCGGUUAUCACCCCGUCGCCUCGCCCCACGACGUUCCGCAUCACGCCACCCCCUCGCCCCACAGACAAUCGCCCCACGUGUCCACCCUGCACAAUCCUCACGCCUCUCCUCAUCACACGCCAUCCCCGCACAGCGGCUUCCAGCCGCACUCGCCGACUUAUCCGCCCCCUCCGCCCCCGGCCACCUCUCACUCCACCCCACACUCCUACCCUACCCUGCCCCCCAUCACCUCGCAGCACUAUCAGCAGCCGAACGCGGCCGGCUACGCCGCGAAUCCGUACGGAUUGCCGCCACAAUCUUCGUAUCAUUCCUACCAAAAGAGCCCUCAACCGGCGGCGCAACACACGCAGGCCAACUAUUACUCGCAAUCGAGCCGACCCCAACCGAGCCAGCAGCCGUCGUACGUCCAGCAGAUGUCGAUACAGCCGCAGUCGAUCUGCUCGGGGAACGGGAACGCGAACGGCGCCGUCUCUUAUCAGCCGAGCAAACCGGUCGUAACGUACAACGGGGCGGACGGGGCGAAGAGGAGCUCGAUCGAGGUGCCCUACGCCUCGCCCUACCGCCCUACCCAGCCGUCGAUCACCGGUCAGAGGAGCGGCAACACGCACAACCUUCCGCCCAUCGCCGCCCUGUCGUCCUAUCAUUCCAACAGGCGGGAAUCCGCGAGCAAAGGGCAAUCGUCGGCGGUGCAGAGGCAACAACGCGGCUACGGAACGGCAGCGGCAACGAACAAAGUUUCGGUCGUCACGCCGCCCGCGUCCUCGAUGGCGGCGGCGCCUCAGAGGUUGGCCGAGUAUCCGGCCACCCUCUCGGCCAUGAAUCACGCGAUGCCCGUGAACGGGAGGACGAACACGGUGACCAAUUCCUCGUACAGCAGAUACAACACCGCCCAACAACAACACGGUUGUUACCCGAGUUACGCGACCACGAUGGCGCCCAGCCACCAAGGCAGCAACUCGUCGAGCACCACCGUCACCUCUAUAGGCCACUCGGCAUCGAGAUCUUCCGUUCCAUCGGCAACGACGAUACACGGUUACCAGACGGCCGAAGGGAAUCGCGCGGGAUCCGGUUAUCACCAUCAACCCGUGAGGGGGAGCGAGGAUUACGGGUACAAGGAGUACCCGUCCUCGUAUCAGAAUUCGAGCGCCACGAUCCAAUCCACGGUCGCCUCUUCCGUGGCAACCUCGUCGCCCCAGACGAACGGGGUGAGGAAGAGGGAAUCCCCUUUGGACCUGUCCGUGAAAACGGUGAAAACGUCCGCCGACUCGACCGCACAGGACGACAUCGAGACGAUACCCACGAUGGAGAAGCACGUGAGCAGCACCGGAGGAGGCACGGUGAUCUCGAGGAGCAACAGUUCCAGAACCAUGCUCCCCCCUCCCCCGCAGCCUCCUCCCCCGCAGCCGGCCUCCUACCCUCCUACCUACGACAACAGAUUGUCGGCCGGUAACGCGAGAAACUUGCCGCCGACCAGCGCCGUACGAACGUCCACGCCUGUUUGCGCGCCGAAGGUCGACUUCCUGCCGGACUUCAAUUCCGCUCCGUUGCGCCACCACCACGGCCAACAACAACCGCACGAGAAUACUCUUCAACGGAGGAGCUCGACGCAGCAGCUCUACGCCCCGCCCCCGCAGCCUGUUCCCUCGCAGCAUCCUAACAAUACCGCUCCACUGCCCCACAUGUCCACGUUCAAGAAGACUUCACUGCCCACGACGCAGGUUUACGAGCCGGCGCCGCCCCCACCGGCGCCGCCCUCGUCCUCGUAUCCGACGAGCAACGACACCGCCGCCAACGCCUCGAGAUCCUCGAGGUAUCCUCCGUCUUCGAUGAUGGACCCGGCGAGGAUAGGGCCGGCCGCGGCCGCGCUUCCCGUACAGGAUUACUCGCCGUCCGACUCGUCGAAAUAUUACUUGGACGGGAGAAGCGGCGGCAAGUUCGGGCAACCGGCGGCCCAGCAGCAGAGGGAGAGGACCGCGACACCCUCGAAGAGGCCCGGGGAGACGAUAUACGGGGCUGGGGGGCCGAACAAGCAGCCGAGGCUGGACACGUGGAUCCAGCAGAGAUUGUCAACCGCGAAGGCUCUCUACGAGCAACAGAAGAGACAGGAGAUGAAUCUGCCUGUCCCGUUGCCGAAUGGGACCCUGGUCGCGCAGCAGAAUAGUUACGAGGUACAGAGGUCGGAUAACGGUUACGCGUCGUCCGAGUCCAGGUAUCAGCAACCGUCUUACUGUGAUAAGAGGAAUUACGGAGCGGAGCCGAAGGCAACUCACGCUUCGCCGCCCUACGUCCAUCCGGUGAUCACGAAACCUGCGAGCGUUCAUUCCGCGCCGCAACAAACGGGGCAAGCGUCCGUGUACGCGAAUUACAGGCAGGGCCAGAAAGGUAGCGGGCCGCCGACAACAGGUGGUGCCAGUUCCGGGGGGCAGGCGACGGCCGAGCCGCCUAGCAACACCGGUGCCGAUAAAAGGGUGCUCAGCUUGUUGAGGAACAGCUUGGAGAACAAGCAGCAGAGGGAGGAGCAGAUGAACAGUCAGCAACCCAUCCUGGCUAAUCAUAGUCAGCAAAGUUUUCAAAAUAAGGUUGUUGCACCGGUCGAGCCCAAAACGAACAUAGGAAGGCACAACCUGUCACCAUUCACGGCUGCAAGCUUACUGGAACGAAACAGCAACACGCCGCCCCAUUACAAGUUCCAUGUGCCGAGAGCGGUAGACUCGAUCACUCAGGAGGCCCCCCGUAGUUUGUACGGCUCGAGAGUAAAUUCAUCCGCCACGCUACCUGGCAAGGAGGCACUCCUGGGACCCCGAGGAGCCGAGAAUCAGAUUCACCGUGACAAAGACGACGGCCUCGCCGCCAUAUUGGCAGCGAAAAUCAGAACGAAGGCGGAACUGAAACAGGUGGGGACCGGUCAAUUUGCAACGAAACCGACCAAUGUACCCUCUCAGGAUGCAUCGUCCACUCCAAAAGAACAAGACAGCGCCGCAUCAACGUCGACACCUCAAUCAGGCUCGUCUGCAGGCAGUCCUCCAAAGUUGACCCGCGAAAAAGUGGCCUGUUUACCGCCCCGAAGACGCCUGUUCUCCAGAACGGAAGAGGAGAACAUGCCGGUGGCCGCGACGGUUCCGGUUCCGGCGCCGCAGCCUGCGAUCGCUUCGAGCGUGCCGGCGCGCGCCAGCGGGUUCAGAAGCUCGUCCGAGACUUCGGUGUUCGACUUCAGAGAGAGCGAUUCCGAAGGCGAGAUGCCUGUUCUCGAGCGGCAAACGCUCGAGGAGAUGAGGAGGGACAGAAAACAGCUGUCGAAGGUACAGCCACCCGUCCCACUGAACGAUGCCAUGUGCAUGGGCAUGACCUCAUCGUCGGAUCUCGUGAAAAUAGAAUUGAAGGAGAACGACAAGAUCACCGAAGUAGACACGUUUUGGUCUAGUACGUGCGACAAGUUUAUGGAACAACUACGAACCGGUGACGCGAUGAAGAAGCGUGGCCGCAAGAAAAAGGUCAGUUGUACUAUAACCUCGAAGCUCGAAGAUGCUGGGAACGACAGCAGCAAAGAGUCGGACGCGAACACGUCCCAGAUCAAACCUGAGGACAUCAAGAAGGAGAUUCAGGAUAACGAUUCGCCCACAAUGGACAGCAAGGACGAGUCUCCGGAGGUGACGAAAGAUGACGAAUCGUCGGAAACGAAGGAUAUCAAGGUUGAGGUGAAGAUGGAGCCAGAGAUGAGCAAGGACGACGAGGAGAAGAAUUCCAGCGACGAUUCGGACGAAGUACCGUUGAUUCGACGAACGAAGAAGAAGACGAAGAAGGACGACAGCGAUUGCGAGGAGGAGAUAAUAUGCAGGAAGAGAAGGGUGCGCAGAGGAAGCAGAAUUAAAUUGCAAUCGUCCAGUGGUAGCGAAUCUUCGAGCGAGGAGAGCGACGGCAGCACGGAGUUUGGUCACGGUUCUUCCGUGGCUGACAGGCUGAGGGCUAGGAAACGGUGCGCCAACAGCAGCGCAGAAUCCGAAGGGAUGAAGCUUAGAUCGAGAGACGCGACGCCGCAGAAAUCUAAAUCGGAGAAAGAAUCGAAAUCCUCCACUUCGAAAACUUCUUCCCAAAAAGGAAAGCCGAAGCCUCUUUUCGGAGACGGGAGCGAUUUUAGGCCCGGCUGGGAGGAGGAGGUUUACGUGUACAAGAAAUCCUUGAGGAUGCCGCCUAGAUUGAUCACAGUGUCGAAACCGUCCAGGUUUCACAGAUUGUCUACCUCGCUGCCUGAUUUGGACCCCGGCUCUCCAGCCUUGUCUGUCUCCAUGGAUAGUUCUGAUGUGUAUCUGAACAGGAAGAAAUUGGUCGACAGCGACGUGGAGUCCAAUUACAGUUUUAGCACAACUGGAAUUGGAAUAGGAAGUAAGAUCGAUGACGAGGAGGCUACGUCGUCCACGACCAUCUCGUGUCCGCCCAAAGGUAUGAAGCACUCCAAGUCGGAGAACAGUUCUAUCGUUGAUGUCUUGGCUCAGAAGGUUGGUACCAGUAAGAAGGAGCAGAAGAGGAAACAGAAGGAGAAGUUGGACAAAGGUGUAAAUAAAACGCCGCAGAAAGGCAACAACGAACCCGAAUUGCUCCCUACUCCAAGUCUGACACCCUUGGUGGAAUCGUCCAAAUCGCCUAAGGGUAAAUCACCUGUCAAAGAUAAGUCGUUAAAAGCUAUCAAAAUGACAGAUUCGUUCCUGUUCGGUUUCCGCAAGGAAACUGUGAACAACUUCCGUGAUACGUUUAAGAAUAAUCACGCUUUGCCGAACGAGUUCUCCACAUUGGUGCUUAAGAGUAGAACGAGAACAGAGACUAGGGUGUUGAAGAAACAGGCGACAAUUAGAGAAGUUUUCGGCGAGGAUAGGCCAGCUUCGGCACCACCUAUGCAAAAUCACGAUGAUACCUCUCAAGACGACGAUUCUCAGAACGAAACACCAGAGAAUAGAUUGAGCAAAGAAAGGAGCUUGAAGCAGAAGGUGGUUUCGAGGCUGAAGAACGCUGGUAUUUUGAGGAGUCACAAGGCGAUUAUGAACUCGAAGCAUCAUCUGUUGAUGAAGAGGCGGAAAGACUUGUUGAAAUCACUGGCUGAGAAGAAGCUGCGACAUUUAAAGACUGAGACGGAAGAGGAACCGGCACAGGAGGAAACAAAUGAUGCGCAGGAGACGGAGAACAAUGAGCUCGAUGACGAGACCAAUGAAUCAGAAGUUCCUAAUAAGAAGAAGCUUAAAUUGCGGACAAGCAGGCGGAAAUUCCGCUCCGGAUUCGAUUACAUUCGCAAGAAGAAAAAACCUUUGAAGAAGGAUGAGACAUUACCCAAGGAAAGAAAGAGGCAAGUGUUGACGAGGCCCAGUCCAGAGUGCGUAGCAGAUAUUCAGUCGGAAAUUAGAACCUGGGUGAUCAAAAAGGGUGUAGGUGAAACGUUGCUGCACCGUGCCGCCAGACUCGGUUAUACGGAUGUCACCGCGUAUUGCUUGGAAAAGCUAAAUAACGCGCCGAGUCCGAAGGACAACGCGGGUUACACGCCUCUUCACGAAGCGUGUUCCAAAGGCCAUCUCGAAAUCGCGAAAUUGUUGCUCGCAUACGGUGCGAAUGCGAGUGAAAGUGCCAAUGGUGGAAUAAGACCACUUCACGAGGCAGCUGAAAAUGGUGCUACCGAACUCGUACGCCUGCUACUUUCCUACGGCGCUGAUCCCUUAUUAGCCACUUAUUCCGGACAAACCCCGCUAAUGCUAGCAGCAGAUACCGAUGCCUAUUCGAUCCUAGAACAACAUUUAGAUGAUAUCCAGGGUCGGGCGAGUACAACGUGGUCUUUUGGCGGCCCGUCAUCUAUUUUUGACCUCGAAGAAACAGGUUAUAAUCCCCUCGACGAUCCUCCUAUGGACAGUCCUGAACCCGAACUAGAUGAAAUCGAGGUAGAGACGGGUGAUGUGAAUCUGCCAGUUCUCUUUACCCUCACCAACGAUCCGGAUAAAUGGAUGCUCCUCCAAGACUUGAUGGCCGCUCUUCGAAUAAAGAGUAGAGACGCGUUACUCCGUCAAAUAAAUCCAAAGGCUCACUCCGGCCCACCAGCCAUUGCCCAUCGUGACGUGAUGAAAGAAUUAAAACUUCAAGAUUUUCUGGAACAAUCCCGUUGCUGCCAUUUGCUCAGUGGUGGCGAACGAAUCAACGUGAGGGGGUCCAAGGUGACUCUGAUCAAGUACAACGACAAAGUAAGAUCUCUGUUGAACGUGGAGAAGGUGGUGAUCAGCCUGAGGUGACAGGAGGCGCCUCUGGGGCAGUCAUCACCCCAGGCUAAACCGUCGACUUCCGCCUCGAGGGAACUUCCGAAAAAGAGCUCGAGCGUGUCUCCCAAGAGACAGGCCAGAACGCGACAGAGUAACAAGACAGCUGCCACGGAUUGAACGUGAAUCUGAAAAUCUUGUUCGCUGUGAAAAGUCGCUCGUUUGAGCCGUUUCGAGUCUCUCGUUCGAUGAGAGGCCAGCUUUUUUCCUCUCCGAUUCCGCACGACGAGGCAACCGGGGUCGAAUGCAAGGUGCGAAAACUACAUUUAAGCUUAUACGAUAGGGGAAGAUCGUUCAAUAACAGUGCUUUCUGACACUAUUUAGCAGUAUUUAUUGACAAAUGUUCUCUACACGGUGAUAUUUUUAUGGAUAAUUGAAUCCUGAAUAAUGGUUUUUCGAUACGAUGAUUAUUAUCUUGUUCAAUGAUAUCAUACUGUCCUGAUCUUGUAUAAUAAUAUUCGUUCAAACAUUCAAUCCGAAAGCGAGGUAAUAUUUGAACGAUCCUUGCGAAUAUUUUGGAAUCUGAUAGGCGUCCAUGCGCUUAUUUUCAUUCACUCGAUUAUUCGUUAUUGAAAGAAUCGAUACUCAUUGUCGAAGAGAAUUUGAAACUGUGAAUGGUAACUGCGUGCGUUCUCAAUUGAAUCGAUUAUGAUUGUUUCGUUAAGUUAACAGAGAACAAACGUUGAAAAUUAUACGAGUUAUCGAAUUAUUAGUACGUUGUUAAUUUCGUUUUUUCUCUGUCUUCCUUUCUUUCUUUCUUUCUUUUUUUUUCUUUUUUUUCUUUCUUUCUUUUUUUUUUUUUUUUUUUUUUUUUUUUUUUUUUUUUUUUUUUAUUAGUAAUAAGUCGAUUAAAGUAUAAUUCGGUUUACGCGUUUACAAAGAUUUAGAUUUAAGCAAGCGUUUAUUAAUCGUCGAAAUAUGGAGCAUUUACGUUUUUUUCUUUUCUUUUCUUGUUUUCUUGGGAUGUGCAAUUUCGCGAGUCCACUUUUUCUUGUUAAAUGAUUACCGAUUAAACGCGAUCGAUCAGCGCCCCUUAGGUCUGAGAAACGUAAGAAAAAUGGAUCGACCGUGUAAUAGACACAGUGUGCAAUAAUUCUCAUCGAAUUCGCGAUGAUUGAUCCUCGAAUUAGCGAUUUAUUUUGCAAAUAAUGUUCAAUUGUUAGCUCGUUGGAACCGAGAAAGUAAUCGACGCGUUCACUGUUGUUUUACUUCUGCUCUAUUUCUAUUUUUUUUUAUCAUGUUCAUCGUUAUCACGUAUUAUUAUACGUUGAAAAUUACUUUUUUUUUGUUUUCAUCUAACGGAUUGGUGCAAUCCAAUUGAUCCAAUUUUUGUUAUCGAUUUAAUAUAAGUGUUUCAUUUUUAUGUUUACUAUAUUAUAUAUAAAUAUAUAUAUAUACAUUAUAGCGAAAGAAGAUAGAAUGAAUAUGUUAAAGAUUAUCAUGUUCAGCAGUGAACGUGUUUAAAGGAUCAUUGAUGCAUUUAAACUAGACUUUUUUCAUUUAUAUGCGUCGAUGGAACCGAUCUCUACGUACUUAUACUUUCGGAAGCGUGUCGAAGCAUGUCGAAAUAGAAUGUUGAAAAAUAAAAAAAAAAGAAAUUUCUACUUGUAUCAUAGAUAUCACAAGCUUGAGUUGUUUAGCAAAAAGCAUGCUUACGCGCUUUCAUUUUGUGACUCCGUGUACAGAGGAUUAGUCGUUCUGAUCAGUCUCAGGGAAAUAUCCGUACGCGUAUUCUCGAUAUCCUAUGCGUUGCAUCGAUUCGAACAGGGAUACGACCAGGCAUCGUAAAAAAAAACUAAUCGAUUGAUCUGUAAAACGAUCGUCAAGAUGUUGUUAUUUCCUCGUGUACAGUAGACAGAGAGAAAGAGAGACACCGUUUCGUCUUCAUACGUUGAACGAUCGUUCCAGAUCGAGAUCGAGAUCGAUCGAUGACUGGUCGCUCGCUCGCUUCUCGUUUUUUUUUUUAAUUUUAUUUAGCUGACGAUUUCUAAACGAAUAUUACCGAUUAUACCGAUGUCGUGGACAAGAUGGUGUGAUUUACACGUGUACAUACAUAUUUUCGAAUAAAAAUCUAGCGUCAUCUGCCGUAUGUGUGGCGUCGAAGAGUACCGGGUUCUUUUGCAGAUGACAAUUUCCGUGCAUCAUCCAUCGUGGCUGUUUAAGGAAAAGAAUGUUUGAGAUGAGAUUCAAAAAAAGAAGAACAUAUGAUAUAUAGAGGAGAGGGGAAAUGAGAAAGUUGAUGUAAAAGUAGAUCGAGGAUGAGUCGAGGCAGAAAGGAAAUAAUUGUACGUGUAAUGUACCUUUAAAAUGUAAAGUAGAUAUCGAAUAAUAGUGUAAGUAGCCUGGAAGAACACGACACUUGUUCAUAUUAAUUACUAUAAUCGCGUAUAACACACACAUUUGCGCACGUGUAAUUGUAUAAGGAAGGGAAAAAGAGAAAAAAAAAACCAGCGUUUUAGAGUUAAC
Molecule: messenger RNA, 11971 nt
Organism: Apis mellifera (honey bee)
Lineage: Eukaryota; Metazoa; Arthropoda; Insecta; Hymenoptera; Apidae
Product: mucin-5AC
Exons: 12
Coding region: 1565-9481 (2638 amino acids)
Biological process (GO): negative regulation of transcription by RNA polymerase II
Cellular component (GO): nucleus
Molecular function (GO): protein binding; transcription corepressor activity
Source: RefSeq, a predicted model, not a curated record